Messenger RNA from Saccostrea cuccullata (small rock oyster), 1144 nucleotides. RefSeq names its product glutathione S-transferase 3-like. Gene Ontology annotation, biological process: glutathione metabolic process. Gene Ontology annotation, molecular function: glutathione transferase activity. Bases 220 to 876 code for a protein of 218 amino acids. Lineage: Eukaryota; Metazoa; Mollusca; Bivalvia; Ostreida; Ostreidae. The record is from RefSeq and is a predicted model, not a curated record. The transcript is spliced from 7 exons.
GAAAUAGUUUUCCUUGUUAUAUUCGAUAGUUAGGUUUCCUGUUUGAUAAAAAAGUAAACAAACCGUGUAACGUGUUUGUGUAUAUUGAAGAAUGCCACAGUGUAGCAGCGGCUGUAUAUCUGGUACAUGUAGCUGUGAUUUAUCAGACGAAUAUUGGAUUUAGACGGUGAUAUUAUUUAGAUGAUAUAGCGCUGCGAGCUGACCGGAAAUUUGGUAAAAAUGGCGCAUCUGGUGUAUUUCAACGGGCGUGGACGCGGGGAAUUGAUCCGCCUGAUGCUAGCAGCUGCAGAAAUCACGUUUACAGAGAGUUUUUUGACCCAAAGAGAGGAAUUCACGAAAUUAAUUCAAGAUGGUUCUUUGCCAUUUAAACAAGUCCCACUUCUUAAGAUUGAUGAUAUGGAAUUAGUGCAAACAAACGCUAUCGUCCAUUAUGUGGCGCGAAAAGGUCAUCUGUAUGGAGCAGACGAUAAGGAGGCAGCAAUAAUCGACAUGUAUUACGAAGCAUCACGUGACUUUUUUAUGGUGUUUUUACCGGUGAAUUUCUUGAAAACGGAAGAACAGGCCAUAACAGACGCAAAGAAUGCAGGAGAUGACAAAUAUUUCCCUGCCCUUGAAAAGAGACUGACAGAGAAUGGUACAGGGUUUUUAGUCGGGAAGUCCUUGACGAUGGCGGAUGUAGGAUUUCUAGAGGUGUUAUUGUUGUGUGUGGAAUAUGGGGGAGUAAACUUCUUAGAUAACUAUAGCGAAGUCAAGAAAUACUACAACCGAUUGAUUUCUAUACCUGCAAUAGCUAAUUUUCUAAAUGGUCCACUUCGGAAGAGAAAGAACGAUGAACAAUAUGUAACAGAAGUUAAACGAGUUCUUAAUCGAAAAUAGUGUCAUGUACUGGUAAUAUAUUGUUAAUUUAUUAAAUAUUUUUAAUGAACUGAUAUAUUUAUGCUUGAAUGUCUGUGAUGUUUUGUUGGGUUUUAACUGGAUUUUUAGAAAAUUCUGACAUUAGGUAUGUAUUGAUGAUACUAAACGUUUGAGGGAAGACGGGAGUCUUUAAUGAUAAUACUAAAUGUAAGAGGAUUUAGAUACAAAAAGUAUUAUAUGGAAAUAUAUGACUAUUUGUAAAUCAUUAUUAAUUGCUUUGGUUUUUUUU